Messenger RNA from Danio aesculapii, 3474 nucleotides. RefSeq names its product ST3 beta-galactoside alpha-2,3-sialyltransferase 4 (gene st3gal4). Gene Ontology annotation, biological process: glycolipid biosynthetic process. Gene Ontology annotation, molecular function: sialyltransferase activity. The transcript is spliced from 11 exons. The coding region runs from base 381 to 1388 and encodes 335 amino acids. NCBI's taxonomy places the organism in Eukaryota, Metazoa, Chordata, Actinopteri, Cypriniformes, Danionidae. The record is from RefSeq and is a predicted model, not a curated record.
UACACUCUGUACAGCACUGUAUGAUGUGCCCCGUGCCCAGAGUCUCCCGAGAACAGCGCCCGCAGCACACUCAUUUUACUGGGAGGCAAAAAUAGUGGUUGACUUUUAUAUCGGCUCUUCAACAAGGAUUCCCGAGAUCCGAAAAGUCACAACGGCACCUCCCUUUUGAGAAACACUCUUAACGUCAUAACGCUUCAUAGCGCGACUCUCCUUCUAGGAUGUGACUGAACCGCGCAGUGCUCGAUCUGGGGGACUGGGGGGGAUUACCGACCACGAACUAGCCUACCACUUAACGGACUAACUGUGUGUGUUUUAACUGCAGACCUGCAAAAGAGCAUCCUGGAGAGCAGAAUGGAUCGUUCACCAAGCCUUGAGUGAAGAUGACCUUAAAAGCUACCAAAACAUGGUUUUUACGACUCCUCCCGGUUGUGCUCUUCUUCAUCUGUUAUUAUUGCUCUCAGUUCUACUUUGAGAGCUCUGGAGGAAAGUCUCCUCAUCCCACGCUCGCUCUGUGUCCAAACUACCGGCUGCAGAAGAAGUGGGAGAAUCUGAACUUAAACAUGAGCCGAAAGCCUGAGCUCUUCCUGAAGCUGGAGGAUUUCUUCUGGAAGGAUCAUCUGUCGGCUGAAGCUCUGCCCUACGGUAUUAAAGGCAGCGAGCUGCUGCUUCUGAAGGUCUUGGCAGCGAUUUCCAGCUUCACGAUGCCAGCGAACAUUGAGAGCUUGGACUGCAGGACGUGUGCAGUCAUUGGAAACGGCUUUGCCUUAAAAAACAGCUCUCUGGGGGAGAUCAUUAACAAAUACGACGUGGUGAUCAGACUGAAUGACGCCCCGGUAAGAGGCUUUGAGGAGGACGUGGGUAACAAGACCACUCUGCGUCUGUUUUAUCCCGAAUCCGCCUCCUAUAAUCCGGGUAUCCACAAUGACCCAGACACCCUGCUGGUCCUGGUUCCUUUCAAACAGCAGGAUCUGCGCUGGCUCAAAGAGAUCCUGUAUGACGAGAAGAGGGUUCAGAAGGGUUUCUGGAAGCCUCCUCCUCAGAUUUGGCUUGGCCGGGCUAGUCAGAUCCGUGUGCUGGACCCAUAUUUCCUUCGAAUAACUGCCCGAAAGUUUCUCCAAAUUCCCGUGCAGCUGCGCAAACAACAGAAACCUGUCCAUCCCACCACUGGUCUUCUGGCAGUGUUUGUGGCUCUGAAUUACUGUGAUGUUGUACACGUGGCAGGAUUCGGGUAUCCAGCAACCAGAAACCAGAAUCAACCCAUCCAUUAUUAUGGACAACAAACCAUGAAGUCCAUGAAGAAUUCCUACCACGAUCUGAAUCAAGAAGCUCAAAUUCUCCACAGGCUUGAAGAGCAGGGAGUGAUUUUAUAUCUGCAUCCUCACUCCUGACACACGUCCAGGUUCAGCUGUAUGAAGAGACAUGAAGCGUGUAAAUCCAGCACUACAGACAGUAGCGCCCUCUACAGACCAAACACCACGCUGCAGAGCUGCUGACUGAUUCUGAUUCUAUGUGCUUUACACAAUUAUGCCAGACCCAGUGGUGGUUCUCAGGGGGUCCAGGGGGGUCUCAGGGGUUCAGCGUCUACAAGCUUGGGCUCCUAAAUUUGGAUCGUGGAAUAAUGGAGCCAGGGAUGUUCAAUCCUGCAAGAUUAACAUGUUCAGAAACACAAGCCCAAUGUUAUUAGAUUUAUUAUAAUCAGGUUGAACUAUUAUCAAUUAUGCAUUAUCAAUAAUUGUUCCAAAAACACAAUAUGUAUCCAGUUGAAGUCAGAAUUAUUUGCACUCCUGUGCAUUUCUUUUUUAAAUAUUUCCCAAAUGAUGUUUUACAGAUUCAGGAAUUUUCACAGUAUUUCCUAUAAUAUUUUUUCUGCUGGAGAAAGUCUGAUUCGUUUUAUUUCGAGUAGAAUAAAAGCAGAUUUUAAUUGUUUUAAAGCCAUUUUAAGGUCAAUAUCAUUAGCCCCCUUCAGCAAUAUUAGUUUUGAUUGUCUCCAGAAUAAACUACUGUUAUACAAUGACCUGCCUAAUUACCCUAACUUUACCCUAAUUAACCUAGUUAAGCCUUUAAAUGUCACUUUAAGCUGAAUACUGGUAUUUAGGUAUCCAUUGUGGCAAUGAAUAAAAAAAUCUAUAGUUAUUAGAAAUGAUCAUAAAUUAAAAAUAAAAUCUUCUCUCUGUUAAACAGCACUUUGAUAAAUAUGUAAAAUAAAUAUUUCAUAUGUCACAGGAGGACUAAUAAUUCUUGUUCUCCAUUUUUUAUUUGAUUUGAUUUGAUUUGAUUUCUUUUCCCAGUAUUGGGUUGCUGCUGGAAGGGCAUCCGCAGUGUAAAACAUAUGCUGGAUUAGUUGGCGGUUCAUUCCGCUGUGGCGACCCCUGAUUAAUAAAGGGACUAAGCCCAAUCCCAAUUCUACCCCUUAGCCCUUCCCUUUACCCCUACACCUCGUUUUGCGCUUUCCCGUGAAGGGGUAGUGGUGUCCCAAUUCUCUUUAGUUUGAAGGCGUAGGGCUAAGGUGAAGGGAUGAAUGAAGGAAUGAAGAUUUUUCAGGACCACACUCGAAACCAAGGGGUAAGAAAAUUUCCCAGAAUACACCAGCCAAAACGACAGAAUAGUGUCACCCGGAAGUAAGGAGAUCCACAAAUUAGUAUUUUUUUUGUCAUCAACAAACAAGCACAUGUUUUACUAUAUUCAUAAUCGUGUUCAUGUUUUACCGUCCUGCUUUAAAAAAAAAACACUAAAAUAAAUACAGCUAAAUUUGGCGAUCUAUAAUCCAUAUUAAUAACUCCUGUACAGCAGUCCCACAACAUUCUGACACUCAAUGACACUCGAAUCCCCUGUCAGAAAAGUCUAGUGGCUGGGAAUGAGCUGUUUACACUGUCUGCUAUAAUGUUAAGGUUGUUUUCGUGUGUUUAUAUAGAUAAAUAAAUAAGUGUAAAUAUACAGUACAGUUACGAUCUUAUUGCCACAUUAUAUCGUCAUGAUAACAUAUUAUAUGCCUUCAGUGAUUUCCUGAAGAUAAAUACCAAAGAAUAACACAACUGGAAUAACUACAGCAGUCGCCAUCAUCUGAUCUCAUAUGAAGCAAGAGAUCUGCGAUGACAUAUGAUGACAUGUGCUGGUGUUGUAGUGCUGUCCCAUUUCUUAGGGGUACAUUUUAAAGCCCUUCCCCUUCACCCUCUGUUUUAAGGGUCAAGGGGAAGGGGUAGGGGUACAAAAAUAGAACUAGGAUUGGGCCUAAGCUGAAAAGAAAAUGAAUUCAUUUCAUUAAUCCAGAGGGAAAUUGAUUUGUCCAAGUGACACACUCACAUCACAUAAAAUAGGGAGAAAGUGAUGUUUGAUGCCGUAGGACUGUGAAGAGUGUCAUAAAAUGCACUAAAAACAACAACAAACAGCAACAAGAGAUGCAAAUAAAUAAAAUAGCUUGUCACAUUUUGUAAAAAAAAAUUAUGCCAAAAAUCUGCAACUUACUACUUUUUGAAA